UUGUCGGAGGGCUUUCGCCAGCCCGCUGUUAACCCCCUUCCCGCAAACCCAAGCCUCCUUCGGGGGGCCAUCCCAAGACUGAGGAAAGUUCCUUCCGAGCCGACAGCCCUCUUGGAUUUGGAGGAGGCACCCGCGCUGGCUGUGGAAUUAGAUCUGUUUUGAACCCAGUGGAGCGCAUCGCUGGGGCUCGGAAGUCACCGUCUGCGGGCACCGGGGUGGCGCUGCCUGUGCGGAACGGAGAGUUUGCCAGCCCCAGCUGCAAGUGGCCUCUCCUCUCCGCAGUUGUUGUUCUGUGUCUGGGGUGAGGACUGCGAGUGUUGUGGCAAGUUGUGAAGGGAGACCUGGAGGUCCGGAGAGGACUGCGCUCCGCUCGCGCUCCCUUCUUCCUCGUCCCGGCUCCUGGGUGUGCAAUCCCAGAGAAAUUUACAAAGGCCUCUGCGUCCCUCCGAGACCGGUCCGCAGCCUUCAGCCCCGUUGUCCCCAUUCCCAGCGGGAGCCCCGAAGCAGCACAGGGCGCCGGGGAAGGACUGGCGGGGCGGGGGAGGUCGCGGCGGCGGCAUGGCGAGGUUCCGGAGGGCCGACCUGGCUGCUGCAGGAGUUGUGUUACUUUGCCACUUUUUAAUGGACCGGCUUCAGUUCGCUGAAGGGAAGCCUGGAAAUCAAGUCAAUGAUGGGCAGUAUCAGGUUGCUCAAGCCUUCCCACAGACAGAAGAGGAGGUGGAGGUGGACACACAUGCAUUCAGCCACAGGUGGAAAAGGAACUUGGAUUCUCUCAAGGCCGUAGACUCAAACCGAGCUAGCCUGGGCCAAGACUCCCCAGAGCCCAGAGGCUUCACAGACCUGAUCCUGGACGAUGGGCAGGACAACACCACCCAGAUUGAGGAGGACACAGAUCAUAAUUACUAUAUAUCUCGGAUAUAUGGUCCAUCUGAUUCUGCCAGCCGGGAUUUGUGGGUGAACAUAGACCAAAUGGAAAAGGACAAAGUGAAGAUUCAUGGAAUACUGUCCAAUACUCACCGGCAGGCUGCAAGAGUGAAUCUGUCCUUCGAUUUUCCAUUUUAUGGCCAUUUCCUACGUGAAAUCACUGUGGCAACUGGGGGUUUCAUAUACACUGGAGAAGUUGUACACCGAAUGCUAACUGCCACACAGUACAUAGCACCUUUAAUGGCAAAUUUUGACCCCAGCGUAUCCAGAAAUUCAACUGUCAGAUAUUUUGAUAACGGCACAGCACUUGUUGUCCAGUGGGACCAUGUACAUCUCCAGGAUAAUUACAACCUGGGAAGCUUCACAUUCCAAGCAACCCUCCUCAUGGACGGACGCAUCAUCUUUGGAUAUAAAGAAAUUCCUGUCUUGGUCACACAGAUAAGUUCGACCAAUCACCCAGUGAAGGUGGGCCUGUCAGAUGCAUUUGUCGUCGUCCACAGGAUCCAACAAAUUCCCAAUGUUCGAAGAAGAACAAUUUAUGAAUACCACCGAGUGGAACUACAGAUGUCAAAAAUCACCAAUAUUUCAGCUGUGGAGAUGACCCCAUUGCCUACAUGCCUCCAGUUCAAUGGUUGCGGCCCCUGUGUAUCCUCUCAGAUUGGCUUCAACUGCAGUUGGUGUAGCAAACUUCAAAGAUGUUCCAGUGGAUUUGAUCGCCAUCGGCAGGACUGGGUGGACAGUGGAUGCCCUGAAGAGUCAAAAGAGAAGAUGUGUGACCCCACAGAUCCAGUGGAAAGUUCUACUCGAACCAGCACCACCAUACGCGCAACAACCACACAAUUCAGGGUCUUGACGACCACCAGAAGAGCAGCCACCUCCCAGCUGCCCACCAGCCUGCCCACAGAAGAUGAUACCAAGAUAGCUCUACAUCUAAAAGAUAAUGGAGCCUCUACGGAUGACAGUGCAGCCGAGAAGAAAGGAGGAGCCCUUCACGCCGGUCUCAUCGUCGGGAUUCUCAUCCUGGUCCUCAUCAUAGCCGCCGCCAUCCUUGUGACAGUCUACAUGUAUCACCACCCGACAUCAGCAGCCAGUAUCUUCUUUAUUGAGAGACGCCCAAGCAGAUGGCCGGCAAUGAAGUUCCGAAGAGGUUCUGGCCAUCCUGCCUAUGCUGAAGUUGAACCAGUUGGAGAGAAAGAAGGUUUUAUCGUAUCAGAGCAGUGCUAAACUUUCUAGGACAGAACAGCACCAGUGCUGGCUUACAGGUGUUAAGACUAAAAAUUUGCCUAUACCUAUAAGACACACACACACACACACACACACAUACACACACACACACACACACACAGGAGCCCUAAGCUGCUCUAGCCAGAAGGAGAUGAGAUUUCUGGACAAGCCCAGCCCAGGAAGGGUUAAAAAAAUUUUUUUAAACUUACAGAGGAUACCAGUUACCACUGAACAUAGAAUUCCCUAGUGGAAUGGCCUCUAUAGUUCACUCAGCACAUCUCCUGUGGACUUAUCAGAAAUAUGACAAGAUUACAGUGCUGUUGGCUUAAGGUGCAGGGUUGCAAAGGGAUCGAGAAAAAAAAAAUAUUAAUAAAGCUUUAGUUCACAAGGGAUCUAUACCUUUGGUUCAAAUAUUCUUCUCUGAUAACUGUGUUCCAAAGCCUGAACCCAUUCUCUCAAAAGAACAGUGACAAAUAUUUCCAGUUUGCUGAGAGAAGUAGGUGAUGCAGGGGCCCAAACAAACACAGAAGAAGAGAUUUUAUGUCUUUCUACCAGACAUGUGGCUGAAGGAUUUUGUUUUGCUGGUCUAGACCCACCUGUUUGAACCAGUUCGUUGCUUUACAGGAUGAAUCUUUAUCUUUCCAGUUCCGACUUUGCCCCCCUCUUCCUGGAUGCCUUCUGUGUAAGCAGUGACAGAAUCAUAGCCUUUUAGCUAAGUGUGAGGACAGAGGGAGGGACAAAUGAGGUUUCUGGAUCCCCCCCCAGCUCAGAGUAAAACGUCUGAUUGGUUUUCAGAAGCAUUGCCUCCACCUCCCAACUGUGAAGACUGUGAGGCCACAGUUGUUCUUGGCUGAAGGAAACAGAAGGAAACAGUACCAAGAGUUCCUUAAUCGUUUUUGAAGCAAAAAUGUUAAGGGAUUCUAAGCAUAUGAGGUUUUUCGUAUUUUGUUUUUUUUUAACUUUUUGCCGUUUCAGUCUGAGAGGCCCAUUUCAUUGUCGAUUCCUAUCUAAGAAGUCUUUCAAGUCAGCAUAUCCCUGGCGAGAAAAAGAGCAAAAGAACCCUGCUGAAUCAUACAGUAAUUUUCUUUAAAGCACAUAGUAGUUACAUAAAUAUAUAUAUAUAAAUAUAUUUUUGUUUAUAACUAACACAAGGCAGGCUCUUGUGACUCAGAGUGCAUUUUGUCAUCGAGACAAAACAAAUGCGAGAUGCAUUACUGCAUACUUCCAUAGAGUUGUAAAAUAAUCCUUAAUAUUAGAAUAUUUUUAUGUCACUUAGUGGAAGUGGUUCAACUGGUUGCAGCGCCGAUCAUUUUUCCUACCUGUUGGAGCCGCUGUCCCGUUCAUAUCAACCCCUUCCCUCCCUGGCAAAAUAAAGCAGAUGCAAAAAGCUCCUUAGAUGGAUCUGUUGUUUGCCCCAUAAUCACAGUCCAGAUUUUGAACCAUCCCUGUGAGUGAAGAUAGGAAAGGCACCCCCCCACCCCUAGAGGAGGAAAGUGGUUAAUAUAUAUACUGAGCUCCUAAAGUUUGAAUUCAGGUCCUGUGUGUACAAUUUCAUCAACAUCUCGACCCAUGAAACUUACAUCUUGCGCCAAGAAGCUGUUGGUUCUCAUAGAGUACCCAUGUCCAACAUUUGCAGAUUCAGGUAUCAAGAAGCAGAGCUGUCUCGUAAGCAGCACUUUACUACCAACUCAGCAUCUGUACACAGUGUCUACAUCAAAUGACAUCAGUCUGCUAACAGAGUAUCACAUAUUAUCCUCACAACUGUCUGAUGUAAACUCGUGCCAUUUUCCAUCGAGUAUAUUUUGCUUUACAUUUUAAAGUACCUGAUGAGGGUGUUAAUUUUUUUUUUCCUAACCUGCUUAGACGAUAAUUGCAAAAAAAAAAAAAAAAAAUUGACAAGCAAGGUGACUGAAGGGUGUGAUGACUGCUAUAGCUCUCUGCUAUAGCUACGUUCAGUUGAUAUGAAAUAAACCAACUUAUUUCUUGUGGAGUAGGUUUGGUCGGUUAGCAAUUACCAAAUGACUUGCCAAUAUAACUGAUGCAACCGGUAUUCUACAAAGGCAUAAGGAACACAUAGACGAUUCCUUCUAGGAUAAGUUGAUGCUUCUUUCACUUGCUUUUGUGUUAGGUGUGGCUUCCAAUAUAGCUGAUUGACAGUUAUAUAAAUCCUGCAUAUAUAUAUAUCCAACACCUUUCUCAAUUCUUUGAAGUAGUGGUGUAAUUUCUAUCCCUUUCAAAGUUCAUCUUCCACUUUUGAUUUUUUUUUAAAUUCCAAUUUUGUAAAAUACCCUAAAACUCUCUGAAUUGUCCAGUGUACUAGAGCAUACAGUAAGUGAAAGUGAAAAGGCUGCUGAAGUAUGGGAAAACUUCCCAGCCAAAUCAGGAGUUAAAGGUGGUGAGAUGUUUCUGUUGUUGAUGAAUCUUUUAGAGCUAAGGGAAAAGGCUAACUGAAUCCUUUUUUUUUUUUUUUUUUUUCAUGAAACUUUCAUUCUACUCUGUACCUCUGGUUUCUUCUUGGUGCCCAUUUACUGCAAAGGAAGAGAAGACAUUCACAGAGUUUCUGGAAAUUCAGAAUGGACUCUGGUGCUUUGGACUUUUCAUAUAUUAUGUAUUAGAAAGGAUGCAUCUGCAUGUUAUUUCAUAUACUAUGAACCUAGUAAAAGGAAAAUAAUAGCAAAGGAACAUAUACAAAGUUCUAGAGAAAUCAAAUAAAUGGUGCUACAGAGGAAGUUAGUUAUUUCAUCUUAAUUAUUUGUAAAAACAUUUAGUGAAUAGGUAAAGGAUUCCCAGAUGGCUCAGGCAGUAAAGAAUCUGCCUGUGGUGCAGGAGACCCAGGUUCGAUCCCUGGGUUGGGAGUAGAAUGACUACCCACUCCAGAAUUCUUGCCUGGAGAAUCCCAUGGGACAGAGAAGCCUGGCAGGGGUCCAUGGGGUUGCAGAGUUGGACACACUUUCACUUUUCAAACGUAUUAAAAGUCAAGAAAGAUAUCUUAAGCCAAUGAGGUGAAACUGACCACAGUGUUGAUUUGUUUAUGAAAGGUUUGAACUUCAACAUAUACUAACAAAUAGAAAGUUAAAGUGCAAUUUACCUCCAAUUAUCGUUUUAAUUUGGGAUGUCUAGCUCAGUAGUAAAGAACCCACCUGCCAAUGCAAGAGACAGGGUUCAAUCCUUGGGUCAAAAAGACUCCCUGAAGAAGGAAGUGGCAACCCACUCCAGUAUGCUUGCCUCGGAAGCUCCAUGGACAGAGGGGCCUGGUGGGCUACAGUUUGUGGGGUUCCAAAGAUUCAGACACAACUUAGCAACUGAGAACAUACAAAUGAGGCAGUCUCACAGGAAGCUUGUAGGAUGUGCUGUCCAAUAUAUCCACUAACCAAAUUGAUUGAUUUAAAUUAACUAAAAUUAAAUAAAAAUUCAGUUCUUUGGUCACUCUAGCCAUAUUUCAAGCCCCCAAAAGUCACAUGGGGCUUGUGGCUUCCAUACUGGACAGCACAAAACACUCCUGUCUUUGCAGAAAAAUCUGUUAACUCUGCUGUAGAAGUCUUUCCUUUUCGGCGGCUCAAACAGUAAAGAAUCUGCCUGCAAUGCAGGAGACCCAGGUUCGAUCCCUGGGUUGGGAAGAUCCCCUGGAGAAGGGAAUGGCUGCCCACUCCAGUAUUCUUGCCUUGAGAAUCCCAUGAACAGAAGAACCUGACAGGCUACAGUCCAUUGGGUCACAAAGAGUCGGACAAGACUGAGCGACUAACACUUUCACUUUCUUCCUGAAGAAAAGGAGGAUAAGAAAAAGUAGAUUUGAUAGUUUCUGGGCCUGUUUUUGCUCUCAGAGAGGAAGCUUAAAAUAAUGAAAAGAAUCCCAGCUGACACAGUUUUGAGUUUCCACUAUGUCCUCAGGAAAAUCACUUUUACCACUACAAGUCUCCAUUUGCAAGUUUGGAAAAUAAAAAUAUUUCUGUCCUGUCUUCCUUGCAAGGUUAUUAUUAUGUAGAUUGACUAAACAUACAGACUUUUAAAACCUUAUGUCAAUUGAACCCAUAGAAGGGGCUUCCCGGGUGGCCUAGACAGUAAAGAAUCCGCCUGCAAUGCAGAAGACCUAGGUUUGAUCCCUGAGUCAGGAAGAUCCAGUGGAGGAGGAAAUGGCAACACACUCCAGUAUUCUUGCCUUGAAAAUCCCUAGGACAGAGAAGCCUGGUGGUCUACAAUCCACAGGAUUGCAGAGUUGGACACCUGGACAACUAAGCACUCAUGUACAACCCAUAUACAGCACAUCUCUUGGCCCAGUACCAGCAUGAACUUGUAUUCCGAGGGAAAAAAGUCCAUCCAUCCUAAAAGCAUUCAAAGACAAUCAAAUCAGUCCAGUUCUUGAGGAAAUGCCAAAGGAACAUACACUUAAGAAUUACUUCAAUUCCUUUUUCCCCAUAUUAAUAUUUUCUCUUACGUUCCCCCUGCAUGACAUCAGUCUCAACCAUCCUCUCUCUCAAAGUCCUUGGGUGCAUUCUUCAUCUGGCUCAGUUCUUUAUUGUGUAGUGUCCCUGAGCCUCUCCCGUUUUUUCUGAUUUCCCAGUUAACUCUUCACAACAAAGAGAACCCAGGAGCUGACCAGCAGGCUUCUCUUUAGAAGAGAGUAAAACAAAUAAUUUCAAAUACGUAUUUUCUCCCUGUAACACAAAUGUAAGGGCCUGCCACACUAAAAUAUUACAGCAGGUGGCACAUAGUUUUAAAAGUAAAAAUUUGCAAAUGCAAACUACAUGAAAAGAGUAAAAUUAAAUUUUGUCAUAUUCAGGUAAUACAUAUUCUCAGAUUAGUGUGAUUUCUUAGUUUUGGCAAAAAGAAAAAUUCUUAUGUUAUUUCCUCAUUCUGAAGUAGUGUAAGUUUAGCAAUGCCCUAGUGUCUGUUGCUCAGGGCAAUAAGAAAAAGUUUUGCUGGAACUCAUGGCUUGAUUCAAGACACUUCCAUGAUAAGAAAUUAAUAUUUAAGUAAGAGUAACUGAAAAAUAGAUGCUGUGAUUAAGGCUUUUUCCUCCUAUGAAUUGUUAUUUUGCUUUGUAUUUCUUCAGGCAUUUUUUAGAUAUUUUAUUAAGAUGUGUUUUAUUAAUUCCCAGAGAUUGCUCUUGCUUUUACUUUCCCAGCCUCCAGUUUUUGGCAUCAUCAUCUAUAUGCCAGACUCAUGGAAGGUCAUCUAAUCCAACCUCUUCAUUUACAGAUCAGAAAAUUGAGGCCCAGAGAGAUAAAGUCAUUUGCCCAGCAUCAGAAGUGGGCCUUGAACUUAAAACUCCUGACUGGUCAUUUUUGUUCCAAUUCUCUUUGCCUAAACCCCUCCAUCAGUAUUUAAAGCCAACCACGCAGCUUCAAGAAUACUGACGUGGGUUGCCAUUCCCUUCUCCAGGGGAUCUUCCUGACCCAGGGAUUGAACCCAGGUCCCCUGCAUUGCAGGCAGAUUCUUAACUUUCUGAGCCAUUAGGAAAGCCCUUAGAACGCAGGGUCUGCCUGAAAGCAAUUUUUAUUUGCUAUCCUGACUCUCGGUUCUGUCCCAGAAUAGAGAACAUUGGACCAGCCUUCUGCCAUCAAGUGGUUGUCCUAAGAAUGGUACCAGUAGUUCCAGUUCUGGUCAUUGCAAGGUCUUUAUCUGGUUUUACAUGCCCCUACCUAUGGCCAUCUAAGUUAGCAAUACUAUCCUGUGUCACUUAAAAUUGCUCUGCCUUUGCUUCAUUUCUUCCCAGAUGUACCUGAAAACUAGUCAUCUUCAUAGCAGAUUUUCUUACUGAAUUAUCACAAUUUUUAUUUGCUUUUAAACCAGUGGAGCCUAAGAAGCUCUUUGGAGCAAAUGUUAUGAGGUCAGUGGCAUUACAUACUAUGUACUCCUAUUUCCCUGUGUUCGUAAAGCACUUUACAUUUUACAGGGCACUUUGAUUCAUUUCUUCAUUUGUUCAUUCAUUCAACCACCCAAUUCACUUAAAUAGUUACUGAGCACCUACUGGAACCAAGUUCCUGUGCUAGGUCUUGUGAUACACAGUGAUAGAUACAAACAAUAAGAGAUCAGGCAUGUCCACUAAUAAUUUUAAUAGGGUAAAAUCUUCAAACACAACUUUGCAAAUUGAUUGGCUCACUACUACUCUAUCCAAUUUCCAGUUCUAAUUUCUAUUCUACUAAGAUAGGGAACUCUCAAGUACUUGUCUGAGGAACGUUUCUGAAAUAUGAUACAUCAUUGCCCAUCUCUGCUGUUUGCUCAAUUUCAAAUGAUGUGUUAAUUUCACUGAUGAGAAGAAAAGUUACUCAUUGAAAGUUGUCCCAGACCCAGAAGGACUUGUUUGGUCAUUUGAAUUCUUCCUGAUUAGAUGUAAUAAUAGUUCACUAUCUUAUUCUCAUAUUUCUACUGUGGCUUUGCGAUUUAUCAAUGCCAUCUUUUCAAGGUCUUCCAGAAGUAUCCGUAGAUCAAUGAAGCAUUUGCACUUUAGCUAUGUGUGGUUGUUUGUUAUUCAUUAGAUUGUCUCAGGUUUUCUCACCCUCAGCACUAAUUGACAUUUGUGGUCCCAUAAUUCACAGAUAGGGAUGGGAUGGUGGAGUGGUCCCUUGGAUUGCAGAGUGUUUGCCAGCUUACCAAGUUCCCAUUGACUACAUACUGGUAGCUCACACACACACACAGAUAUCCCAACUAUGACAAUGAAAAAUGUUUCCAGACAUUGCCAAAUAUCCCCUGGGAUGAGAUUGGGCAAACUACUGAAUUCUCUAGUGAACAAAAUAUAUCAGGAGAAAAAAAGAAAUGUUUCUCUUUCUCUUGGCACUUAAUCUUCAUUAUAAAUAGGUUUUUUUUAAUUAAUAAUAAGACUUGGCAUCAUAAACUCUUUGCAUGAAAAGGGACUGUAAAAGUCACUAUUUUAAUCACAACCAAACAUCAUCUUUUUCUAUUUCAUCAUCUCCUAGUUUUACAAAUUUAUUGAGAGAUCUGAAGAUUGUUUGUUUAUCUCUGGAACUUGGGGAUUUACUUUCUCAUAGCAAGAGAUAAGGCUGUUUGGUGGUUUUGCUUUGCCCUGAAAUAGCUGCCGCAGGGGUUUUUGCCUCAGUCAGGAAGUUGGUAUCACACAGCUUCAGUAUCUCAGAGACUUCAAAGAGUUUUCUUCUGGGUAUUUCACACAUCUGCAAAUCCUGCUCCAUCAUCUUUGCUUUCAAAAUGUGCAUAAAAGUUGACAUUUGGUACGUCUAAUUUUAAGUAUAUCUACAUGAACUAUUUUUUUCUUAAGUUUUCUAUUUCUGAUAUUGAUUUCUUUUUAUCGUCCCUCUUUGGGGGGAAAAAAUUGGACUGUCCCAAGUAAUUGCAAGUUGGAGAUGUCUGAGUUGUACUAUCUAAACCUAUCAAGCCAAAGUUCCUGCUGAUUCAAUGUGCCUUAUGUCAGUUUUCCUGUAGGAUCAGUGAUUUCCCGUAAACAACCCUGUGUUUGUACUUGUGUCUGUGCUGCACCAAUUGGAAAAGUCAGUGACAUUAUGAGACAACCCCUUAAGAAUAUCUUACAAAUAACAACAAACCUCCAACUGGAACAUCAGGUCUUCCUCUACUCCUUUGCAAAAGACCAACCCAGACUUUGGAAGCAUUCUUCAUUGUUUACUACAAGUUGCUAAUACACACACACAAUUGAAAGCUUUGAUUAUAAUAUCCAAGGCUAUAGAGUAUUGACAAGAACAUCCAAAGAGACCUUUCCCAACCCACACCAUCACAGAAAUCAGAAAACUCCAGCCUAGGAGAUCCUCAAGUGUGUGUAUGAGUUCCUUCUCUACCACUGUCAUUUCAGAUGCUAUGGUGAUACUUAAGGUUUUGACUAAGAUUUUCCAAUUUCAACUUAAAUUUCAAUGCAUGUGCCUAAUUAUUGCCUGACAUGUAUUUUAAAUCAUCCAGUGCCCAGUGCUCUCACAAUGAUUAUUGCAAAGCAGUAAGAUGAUAAUUGCUCAAGUAAAAUUACCUAAAUUCUUGAAUCAAUUCUCCAUAACAAAUUUGUAGAACACAUCAUCAUUGGCUUCUCAGUGUUAAUUCUUAUUAAUUUUCAGAUCACUGUCCACACUGAAAGAGUCUAUGUUACUUUAAAUCCAAGAUAAAAGAUUAACUAAGGCAAAACAUAUGCUUUUGCUCAUCUUUUUCUAAUUUCUAAGAUUUAUUAACAUUUGAAAAUUACUUUUUUAAAAAAGCCUCUCCUAAUGGGAUAAGGUAAAAAGUUUUAACUUGGAAGAUAGUAAUAUAUUCAUUUUUAUUUCAGUUGAAAAACCUCAGUGACUUCUGUCAAUACCACUGGAGUGUUGUUUUCUCUUUUUUUUAUAAAAGUGGUCUCUCUCAUCCCUAGCAUUACAUAUAUAUAUAUAUGUAUAUAUAUAUAUAUUCAUGACCAAAAUAUCACUUACUUAUCAUGCAACCAUAAACCUUUUGUGCCUAUCAAAUAGAUAAAUAUCAUGAAACUAAUUUUAGACAUUUGCUGUAUGAGAAGAAGUAUAGAAAUGGGUGGAUGGGGGAUGAUUCAUGGAAAAAUAAAGAUCAAAAUAUGCUUUCGAGCAUAAUUUUCAACUUCUUUAGAGCAAUGUGCAAAUACAUAUUCAAUGAAGAUUAGCUCAAAUUUAAGUCAUCCAGACUUUGAGACACUGGGUCACAGAUCCCGCCAGUUAUGCCAAGAAACACAUGACAUCCAGAAGGCAGAGGUGGCCCCAUUUUAGCUAAAACUCAGCCAUUACCCAUCUUCUAUGGCACCAAUGCUAAAUUCAUAAGGCUUUUUUCCUAGGGAAUUGGAUUACUUGAGCAAGUAAUAACCAAAAAAACACUUUGCACUUAUUACCCUCUGACUUACAAGGCAUAACCGUGUACUUUGAUUCCCUUAUACCAGAGACCAUGCAACAUCCAACCACACAUAGGCAAUAAAAUACAAUAAAAAUACUUUUCCUGAGGAAAGGGUACAAUAUUCUGCAGACCCAGAUCUCUGUGAAGUUUGACCAUCUUGGGACCAGACUCCAUACUCAUGUCUAGACAUUGUGGUCAUGCCUAAGCAACCAUUGUAAAACUAGUUGGAACAAAAAUAUACUCAGCGUCAUAUUUUUAGCAGGGAAAUAAAAACUCAAAGUGUCUUCUUUGGCUACUCUGUAAGCGGCUACUCUGAAAAUACCAUCAAGUGAAAUCAGAGCUUCUUCUGCUAAAAAAUGUUAAGAUCAUUUUAGGGAAAUGAAGUACAUUUCUUGAGACACAAACAUUUUGUGUUUAUUGGAAGUAAAUCUCAGGGCCUUAGCUGAGAUGCAGGAAGUCUUUUCAUUGGUUGGUCAAAACAAAUCUCUCAUUUGCCUCAUUUGAGGCUUUGAACAGUGCCUGGGAAGAACAUUAUUUUCAGGGGAAAAAAGAAACAGGCUUUUUUUUUUUUUUUUUUGCAUGCCAGCUGGGAUCAUGGUAACUUCCAAUGCCAGGAAUUUACUACUGUUUCUGGUAAUUCUGCUUGUAGUCAUCUGAAACAUUGAAGGGUGAAAGGAGGAGAAACUGGGCACCUGGGGAGGGGAGGGCUGUCUGUGUUUCAUGCCAGUUGCACACAGAAUAUUUGUAAAUGCAUUUCAAAGUGGGUAUAAUUGUAGCCUUUGUCAGAAUCACAAAGCUCACUAUGGAGCUGCUGAAAGAGAACCCUGAGGGGAAAAUCUGACCCUCUACACACAGGGCUUCCCCGGUGGCUCAGUGGUAAAGAAUCUGCCUGGCAAUGCAGGAGACACAGGUUCGACCCCUGAGUUGGGAAGAUCCCCUGGAGGAGGAAAUGGCAACCCACUCCAGUAUUCUUGCCUGGGAAAUCCCGCAGACAGAGGAGCCUGGCGGGCUAUAGUCUAUGGGGUUGCCAAGAGUCGGACACAGUUUAGUGAUUAAGCACCAUCACCCAACAAAAGGAAAGGCAAUGGGUAAGCCUGUCACACUUUUUGUUUGUUUCUAUUUUCCACAGCCCUGGACUUCAAAUCAAGGACGUGUCUGUCAGGUGAAGGUUAAUAUUGCUGAGGUUUUCCCAAAACUUCCUUUAAUCCUUGGAAAACUGAGCAUUUUUAAUUUACUCCACUCCUCCGGGCAUCAUUCCUACUUCUUUUGCCAUGUGAAUGAGACACUGGAGAUCGCAUUUUUUCAUAGUAAAAUCAUAUUCAAAUACUUCCUCGAUGACCUCAUGCUUGACAUACCUGAACCUGCAAAUGUAAAAAUGAUUGUAUCUGAAUUUGCACUGAUGGUAUAUGAUAGCAGAAGACCUUACUGGAAUCCCCUGUUUAAAUUUAGUAAUUUGGAUGCUACGUACUUCUACAAUCUUCUUGGUUAUUUUCACUGUAAGAUUAAUUAGCUAAGUUUGAAUGUAUUUCCUUACAGUCUAUUCAUUUGCCAUCUAUCUCUUACCUGGGGAUCAUUAUGAUUGCAAUAAUUCAUUGACGUUUUCUGCACACAGCUUCUUAAACCAUUUUUUUUUGCAUUUCUUUUCCUUACAGUAUGUGGAAAAUCUGGUUUGUUUGUUUUUCCUAGUAAUCAUUUUGUAAGAAAGCGCAGUGUAUCAACUGCCGUGGUGACACAAUUCCUCUUUUAAGGUCUGGAAGCUGGUUGUGACCAAAUGCCAUAUGUCUUCUCUCUGUCAAUUGCUAUUUUCAGAAUUAAAUCUUUCUUUUUUUAUCUUUCACUUUCAGUUGGAGUCAACAUAUUUGGGAAUUUUUAGAAGGGGGAGAAGGGAGCAAUUUAUGUAAUACUGCUGUCAUAUUUGACUACAUAUUAAAAACAAUAAAUGAUCAUUUUGUUUUAA
This is a messenger RNA of Dama dama (fallow deer), 12910 nucleotides long. RefSeq names its product plexin domain containing 2 (gene PLXDC2). The coding region runs from base 559 to 2148 and encodes 529 amino acids. NCBI's taxonomy places the organism in Eukaryota, Metazoa, Chordata, Mammalia, Artiodactyla, Cervidae. The record is from RefSeq and is a predicted model, not a curated record. The transcript has 14 exons.